This is a messenger RNA of Xiphophorus couchianus (Monterrey platyfish), 3880 nucleotides long. Its product is annotated as zinc finger protein 883-like. Gene Ontology annotation, cellular component: chromatin; PcG protein complex; transcription regulator complex. Gene Ontology annotation, molecular function: DNA-binding transcription factor activity, RNA polymerase II-specific; RNA polymerase II cis-regulatory region sequence-specific DNA binding. The transcript has 2 exons. Bases 235 to 2034 code for a protein of 599 amino acids. Lineage: Eukaryota; Metazoa; Chordata; Actinopteri; Cyprinodontiformes; Poeciliidae. Gene Ontology annotation, biological process: regulation of transcription by RNA polymerase II. The record is from RefSeq and is a predicted model, not a curated record.
GUGUGUGAGACUUCCGGCGGAAGUAAGCAGCAAGGUGCUAGCAGCGUUAGCUUCCUUCUGUUCGGUUGGAAAACGGUUUUUGCUGUGUGAGCUGAAUAUUUCCGGUUUAUCGUCAGAGAGACUAAGAGCUGCUGGCUAAAUAUUCAAACAGAUCGAUCAUCAGCCCAGCUGGAAAACCCGAACCGUCUCGGAACCUCCUGGAAGCGUUUGCUGAUCCAGACUUAAUCGAACCUCAUGUCUGUUCCUGCUGUUCCUGCUCAUGCUCUCAUAACUGAAGGGCAGAACUCAGAUGUCCACAUGACUGUAAACGCUAUGAAAAUAAAAGAGCAAAAACAACUCAAGAUGGAUGAGCCAAAAGAGGAACCAGUACAUCAACCAGUCAAAGAAGAACAGGUUGAACUGUGGGGCAUUCAGGAUGAGGAGCAGCUUUUAGUGAAACAGGAGAGCAGCACCUCUACGGCGACUGCUGCUGAUGAGAAAAUAUUCCACAAUGAACCAGAACUGGAGCAGAGGAUGGAGAUAAAGGAGGAACCAGAACCUGUAGAGAUUAAAGAAGAGCAAAAGCAUCUCUGCAGUGAUCAGGAUGAAGAUCAUCUUUUAGUGAAGCAGGAUCCUGAAGCCUUUAUGGUGUCUCCUACCUAUGAGCAAAAAGACAAUAACGAACCAGAACCAAACAAGAACCAGCUGCUCUCUGCAAACGGACCUGAAAAUGAGAACCAACAUCAGCAAGAAAGCAACCAGAACGACUCAGGAUCCAGUAGAGAUAAAGAUCUGAGUCCAGAGAAGAGACCACAGGACAGCAGAAAUCAGAGGGACAGUGUGGACAAUUCAGAACUAAAAAAACAUAAAACAGAUUUACCCUGCUGUAAAGUAUGUGGUAAAUACCUGACAACCCGACAGCACUUGAGUUUGCACAUGAGAAUCCACACCGGGGAGAAGCCACAUCCUUGUAAGAUGUGUAGUAAAUCUUUUAGAAAUAGUGGUAAUUUGCUUCGGCAUGAAAGGACUCACUCAGGAGAAAAGCCGUUUUUUUGCGAAGUGUGUGGUAAGUCCUUCAGGUAUGGUGGACAUUUCACUAUUCAUAAGAGAACACACACAGGGGAAAAGCCAUAUCACUGUAAACUAUGUGCCAAAUCCUUCAGUGACUGGACAGGUAUGACCAGACACAUGGGAACUCACACCAACGAGAAACCAUGUUUUUGUGGAGUGUGCAAAAAAUCUUUCAAAAAACGACAUGACUUGUCUCGUCACCUUAAAACUCACACAGGUGAAAAGCCUUUCUCAUGCAUGACAUGUAGGAAAGGCUUCAUCAGGAAAUUUGCUUUAACUAUGCACAUGAGAACUCACACAGGCGAGAAGCCGUAUCCGUGUGAACUGUGCGAAAAAUCUUUUCGAGACCAGAGUAAUUUAGCUCGACACAUUAGAACUCACAUGGGAAAGAAGCAGUAUUCUUGUGAUGUGUGCGAUAAAUCUUUUAGAGACCGUCGCAUUUUGGCACGUCACAUAGGAACUCACAUGGGUGACAGACAUCCUUGUGAAUUCUGUGUUAAAUCUUUUAGACAGAGUAGUGAUUUGAUUCGUCAUCUUAGAACGCACACAGGCGAGAAACCUUUCUCAUGUUCAACUUGUGGUAAAAGUUUCCCAAGGCAAUCUGCCUUGAAUGUUCACACAAGAGCUCAUACAGGUGAGAAGCCGUUUUGUUGCAACUUGUGCCACAAAUCUUUUAGAGACAAUAGCAACAUGGCUCGUCACCUCAGAACCCACACAGGUGAGAAACCAUAUUCUUGCAAACUGUGUGGUAAGUCCUUUCAGCACUCUUAUUAUUUGACCAAUCACAUGAGCACUCACACAGGUCAGAAACCAUAUCCUUGUGAUUUGUGUGAUAAAUUUUUCAUGCAACGCAGCGAUUUGGCUCGUCACCUGAGGACUCACACAGGGGAGAAGCCUUAUUCUUGUGAAUUCUGUGAUAAAUCUUUCAGACAGAGCAGUAUUCUGACCCGUCACCUCAGAACUCACACCGGUGAGAAGACUUGAGACUCUCCCAUACUUGUCAAGCUGAACAAUCAAUGCGCCGUUUUGCUUUUAUGAAAUGGUCAUGGAGAGAACACCACCCCUUCCUGCAGACAGCCUCCUUUGUGGACAACGUUGUUGCAAUUUCCGUCCAGGAGUUUGUAGCCAUUUGACAGUCUUCAUAGUUAUUUAGUGAAGAAUUACGUAAAUACAUAAUUCCUCACCGCAUUCGGUAAAUGUCCCUCAAAAGUAUUCAUGUAGCCUGUGAAUACAAAAACUAGAUACUGGUUGAAGCAAAAUAUCAAUAUUGCUGUCUAAGCUUAUUUCUACACAAACCUGCGACCAAUCACAACGCGCAGAAUGACUCCGUUUUCAUCUUGUUACUACGGUAGUUAGAGCCGAUGUCGACACUUCAGAAGAUUUCCAAAGGUUUUCAUGUUGACUUGGGGAAAAAGUUUCAUCACUCAAACUAAAUAAUCAUUUAUUUAAGUUAUUGUUCUUGUGAUCUGUGUGUAAAAUAUUUACUUUCAGGUUUAAAUUGAUUAAUAACAAAUUCAAAAUCUGAAGACGUUCUCUGGACUCUGGAAUAAUGUAUUUCUUGGUUGAAAGACAAAGAUCAGAUCACUUUUAUAAUCAAUACUUAAUAUCACCUUCUGAGGUUCACUUUCUGGUCACAGUCAGACUCUUUGCUGCAAAUUCACUGGGUUAUAAACAAAUUCACAAUUGAUGGACAAGCUUCUUUAUAACAAAAUUUUCAAUUUCCAGCACAUUUAUUGUUAUGAAAAUUUUAUUUUUUUCUACUUAAGUGUGUUUAAAGUCUGGUGACUGUGUGAACAUGUGACUAGGAUUACAUUGUUAUAUGACCUUGAAAUAAAAACUGAUGGUGGCGUACACCGAUGGACUGACAGCCAACAGCUGCCCUUACAUUUGAAAGUUGAACUGAGGUAUUUGUUACUAAUUUGCAUUGUUUUGUAAAAAGUCUGAGGACAGAAAACUUAAUGAUGUACAAUAUUAUGAUGUUGAUUGUUUUUGAUGUGAAGCCAUUUGAAACUUGACUUUUUAAGUGUUUUAUAAAACAAAGCUUUACUAAAGGCGUUAACAUACAAGUCAGAGUAUCCAGGACUGGUUUUUAUUUUCUUUUUCCUCAGCAUUAAAGACGUUUUACAGAAAACAACUUUGAUUUUUUAAUGUUUUUAUUUUCUUAUUCCAGUUAUUUUUUUAUUUUUAUUUUUUGGCAACUUAAAAAUUGACUGAAUAACGUAGAACAUUUUUAAUAGUUGAAUCAAAUUCUUAAUGUAAGUAUUUAUAUCUAAAAAUAUGCAAUUAUCUUCCUAAUAUAAUUUAAAGACACUCAUUUCCAAAUUGUGUUCUAAUCACUUGUCUUCUAUAAUGGCCAAUGAUAAAUCUGAAUAUUUAAUAUCUACAUGCUCCCACUCGCCCAGGGUAACGAUCUAGAGUCAGCACAGCUUCAGUUAUUACAGCUUGAAGUUAGUGAUCAGAUCCAAAAUCCGGGGUUGGUGAUGAACUCUGACCUGAACAUUCAAAGCCACAUAAAGACAGUUACAAAGCCAGUCUUCCAUCUAUGCACCAUUGCACCAGUAGAUGGCACUGUUUUUCAUUUCACCUGUUUGAUAGUUUGGUUAGAAAGCAUUGAGUUACUAUCGUGUGUGAACACAGCAGCAUAAAUGUCAGGAUGUGGUGAGUGUCUUGUAUCAGCCUGAUGUUUAUUAAGUGUAACACUGAACUAUUUCCUGCACCUGUGGAAUAACAACAAGUAGGACAUUGGCUUUAUUGGUAACGUACACAUUUUACACAUCAAUUUUAACCAAACAAACCUAAAGACAGCCCAGAAAAUUGUAACAUAUAAGGA